Lichtheimia ornata is the source of this 1041-nucleotide messenger RNA. RefSeq lists its product as uncharacterized. Gene Ontology annotation, biological process: carbohydrate metabolic process. The coding region runs from base 1 to 1041 and encodes 346 amino acids. The transcript is spliced from 4 exons. The record is from RefSeq and is a predicted model, not a curated record. Lineage: Eukaryota; Fungi; Mucoromycota; Mucoromycetes; Mucorales; Lichtheimiaceae. Gene Ontology annotation, molecular function: hydrolase activity, hydrolyzing O-glycosyl compounds.
AUGCGAUCAGCAGUAGCAGCAGCAUUCUCCUUAGCAACCACAGUGGGGAUUUUAUCCUCCUCCUUGGUUGCAGCAUCAUCCGAACCUGUUGUAUGCGACUGCGGUUUCCAAGAUGAGAAUGGUCGCAUUUGGUCUGAGAUAUGGCAUUCAGAUUACAAUACCUACAAGGCCAACUUGCAAAAAGACAAAAACUAUGUUGUGAUGAAUUAUACGGUGCCACCAAAGCAUGAUGAUACGUUGGAACGCUUAUUUGAUCCUGCCAAUGUCCAGCUAGCUUCUCAAGAUGGUGAAAGCAGCUUUAGUGGACUUCAAUUAGCGGUACGUAAACAAGACAAUGGCCAAUUCACAUCCGCUUCUUUUGGAACCAAAAGGGAAGACUUUUUGUAUGGUACGUUUCGUGCAAGCAUGAAAACGACACCUGUACCUGGCACAGUGCAAGCCUUCUUUUUCUUUCGGGAUAACACGUGUGAGAUCGACAUUGAAGCCGUGAGCCGUAUCCAGAACCCAUGGCAAUCCUACUUUUCGGUGCAACCUCAAAUUUACAAUGAGGAUGGUUCAGCUUCCAAUCUCACCAAUAUCAAAGACCCAAUUAACUUUGAUCCUACCGCUGAUUUCCAUGAAUAUCGCUUCGAUUGGACUCCCGAUGCUGUUACCUACUACUUGGAUGGAUCAGAAGCCACUCGCCUUACUCACAAUGUGCCCCGAUAUCCGGGAAGAGUACUUGUAAACCAUUGGACCGAUGGCAAUCCCAAUUUUAGUGGUUUACCUGAUCAAGAUGCUUUUCUUCAUGUUGCCAAUAUGACCGUAUUCUUUAAUUCAUCCGAAGCUACAACGCCACCAGCAUGCCAAAAGAGACAAACACCUUGUAGCGUUGCAGAUAUCAUGAGCCAAAAACUUUUACCAGCAUCGAGCGAUAGCGGUCCAUCAACACAAUCGAGCAACAAUCAUCAUGAAUCAGCAGCAGCAGCAUUCAAUCAUUAUUCUAGUGUACUCUUAUAUACGACUGUUUUAUACAUCCUAGCAUCCAUCAUCAUCACAUAA